Messenger RNA from Oreochromis aureus, 1152 nucleotides. RefSeq names its product zygote arrest 1-like (gene zar1l). Gene Ontology annotation, biological process: translation. The coding region runs from base 75 to 968 and encodes 297 amino acids. The record is from RefSeq and is a predicted model, not a curated record. Gene Ontology annotation, molecular function: mRNA base-pairing post-transcriptional repressor activity. Gene Ontology annotation, cellular component: cytoplasm. The transcript has 4 exons. NCBI's taxonomy places the organism in Eukaryota, Metazoa, Chordata, Actinopteri, Cichliformes, Cichlidae.
UCAAUGCCGAGAGAAGGUAAGCGUAGGCUAAAAAUCUCACGAGGACGGAGUUGGACUGGUUUCAUGGCUCCAGGAUGGAGGGGUUCCUGUCCACGUUUCCACCAUACAGUGUAUAUGGUAACGCUGUCUGCGCGCCCCCGGCUCAGGUCGGCAACUGGGGCAAAAGAGAUGGUCGCUUCAUGAACCCCCAGGGCCUCAACUACCUGGAGCUCUACAAGACCCUCCUGUCCCAGGUCAACCCGAGUUUACCCCCUCCGCUCAAGAAGGCGAACACCAAAGAGUGCGGCGUGCAAGUGAACGCCAAGGUGGAUAAAAUUGUCCAGUGCUCUCUGGGCCCCAAAACGCUGUCCUGCGACGAACUCCCCACUCCCUGCAAGCCCCCCAGGAGCCCCGAUGCGUCCACACCGGAGGGGAAGGCGCAGUUCCACACGCCGCCAAUGAGCAACCUGCGCUUCCUGAGGCCCGUGUCCAUCUAUUCGCCGGUGUUUGACCGCAGGCUCUUCCUAAAGAAACUCGAAGAUUGCGCUGGUGAAGGAGAAGGUGAACCCGCCGCCGAGCAGGCCACGUCCGAGGCCGACGGGGAUCAAAGUGGCGAGGAAGCCCCAGAAGCCUCCAAGACAGCUUUCCACCGGUCUCCAAAGGGAGCCAACUUUCAGUUCCUGGAGCAGAGGUAUGGGUUUUUCCACUGCAAAAAGUGCAACAUCCGGUGGGAGAGUGCUUAUGUAUGGUGCAUCUCUGGAACCAGUAAGGUAUACUACAAGCAGCUCUGCCGGAAGUGUCAAGUGGGGUUUAACCCCUACAGAGUGGAAUCUAUCCUGUGCAAGGGUUGCUCUCAGACUUGCUGUAACUGUGAGAAGAAGCAGAGACACAUUAACAUGAAGAAGCCUCACCGUCAGGACCUGUGCUGUCGCUGCAAGGGAAUGAAGCUGUCCUGUGACGCCACCUACAGCUUCAAAUACAUCGUCUGAGUUGCCCGCCGCGAAGGCCUGAGGUUACACCAAUAAGACUGACGUGUAAAGUCGUGCCACAAAGAGAAGCUGCCACCGCCUCCAGUAGCAAACUUGAAGUCACUCCAACCAGCAAAAGAGCUGAAUCGCUGCCUUGGUUUGAGCCAACUUUAAAAAUUCUUUCCCCCUCACUGAUCCUGGUACC